GAUGGUCACUCCGUGACGAAGCCGGAAAUAUCACUUAAGACUACACGUUUGGAUACAAGCCCAAGAUAGUGUUAGCUAGAAUUAGUGGUAUUUUUCUUUCUUUCUUUAAAUAACGAACGGUUAGUGCACUCUCCACUCACCCUCUAGGAACAAAUGUCUUCGUUAAACGGAAAACCGGAUGUUAUAUUCGAGGACGAUGACCUGCCUUAUGAAGAGGAGAUUAUCAGGAACCCAUAUUCAGUCAAGUGCUGGAUGCGUUACAUCGAAUUCAAGCAGAACGGACCCAAAUCCACCCUCAACAUGAUAUAUGAGCGGGCUCUCAAAGAGCUGCCUGGCAGUUAUAAAUUGUGGUACAAUUAUCUGAGGGAGAGGCGGAAACAAAUCAAGGGGAAAUGCAUCACUGAACCAACCUAUGAAGAAGUCAAUAAUUGCCAUGAAAGGGCGCUGGUGUUCAUGCAUAAGAUGCCUAGAAUAUGGCUUGAUUACUGCCAGUUCCUUGUGUCUCAGUGCAAGAUCACAAGAAGUCGGCGAACAUUUGACCGAGCACUCAGGGCUCUUCCUGUUACUCAGCACCCACGCGUCUGGCCUCUGUAUCUUCGCUUUGUUCGUAACCUGCCCUUGCCUGAGACAGCUAUCCGGGUAUACCGAAGGUACCUUAAGCUUUCUCCAGAGAAUGCAGAGGAAUACAUAGACUACUUGCGCUCUGUUGGCCGGUUGGAUGAAGCAGCUUUGCGACUAGCAGCUGUUGUCAAUGAUGAAGGCUUUGUAUCCAAAGAGGGCAAGUCUAACUAUCAAUUAUGGCAUGAGCUAUGCGACCUGAUCUCCCAGAACCCUGAUAAGGUGACCUCUCUGAAUGUAGGAGCCAUCAUCCGAGGAGGCCUCACUCGCUUCACAGACCAACUUGGGAAACUUUGGUGCUCUUUAGCUGACUAUUACAUCAGGAGCGGCCACUUUGAGAAAGCCCGUGAUGUGUAUGAAGAGGCCAUCCUUACAGUGGUAACAGUAAGGGAUUUCACACAAGUGUUUGACAGUUAUGCCCAGUUUGAGGAGAGCAUGAUUGCUGCCAAAAUGGAAACCACUGCUGAGAUGGGACAAGAUGUAGAUGAUGACAUAGACUUGGAGCUUAGACUGUCCCGCUUUGAGCAGUUGAUAGCCCGGCGGCCCCUCCUCUUGAACAGUGUUCUACUGAGGCAGAAUCCUCAUAAUGUCCAUGAGUGGCACAAACGGGUAAAACUGUAUGAGGGCAAUCCACGGCAGAUCAUCAACACAUACACUGAAGCAGUGCAGACUGUGGAUCCAAUGAAGGCCACAGGGAAGCCUCACUGUCUGUGGGUCUCCUUUGCUAAAUUCUAUGAGGAGAAUGAGCAACUGGAUGAUGCUAGGACAAUCUUUGAAAAGGCUACCAAGGUGAACUACAAGCAGGUAGAUGACCUUGCUGCUGUGUGGUGUGAAUAUGGAGAGAUGGAGCUUCGCCAUGAGAAUUAUGAACAGGCACUGCGCAUACUGAGGAAAGCUACGGCCAUCCCAUCCAAAAAAGCGGAGUACUUUGAUGCAUCUGAGCCUGUCCAGAACAGAGUGUACAAGUCCUUGAAGGUCUGGUCUAUGCUGGCAGACUUGGAGGAGAGUCUUGGCACUUUCCAGUCUACAAAAGCAGUGUAUGACCGUAUUAUUGACCUCCGCAUUGCCACGCCACAGAUUGUCAUCAAUUAUGCCAUGUUUCUUGAAGAGCACAACUACUUUGAAGAAAGCUUCAAGGCGUAUGAGCGCGGUAUUGCUCUCUUCAGGUGGCCAAAUGUGUAUGACAUCUGGAACACUUACCUUACCAAGUUCAUUGAUCGUUAUGGGGGCAAGAAGUUGGAGAGAGCUAGAGAUUUAUUUGAACAAGCGCUGGAUGGCUGCCCUGCCAAGUUUGCCAAGACCAUUUACCUUUUGUAUGCCAAAUUGGAGGAGGAGUAUGGAUUGGCACGACAUGCCAUGGCUGUCUAUGAAAGAGCAACACGGGCAGUCGAAACUGAGGAGAGACAUCAAAUGUUUAAUAUCUAUAUCAAGAGAGCAGCUGAAAUUUAUGGAGUUACAUAUACCAGAGCAAUUUACCAGAAGGCUAUUGAGGUCCUUCCUGAUGAGCAUGCGAGGGACAUGUGUCAGCGGUUUGCAGACAUGGAGUGUAAACUGGGUGAGAUUGAUCGGGCCAGAGCAAUCUACUCCUACUGCUCCCAGAUCUGUGACCCAAGGGUGACAGCUAACUUCUGGCAGACCUGGAAAGAAUUUGAGAUCCGCCACGGAAACGAGGACACCAUUAGAGAGAUGCUUAGGAUCAAACGCAGUGUCCAAGCCACCUACAACACCCAGGUCAAUUUUAUGUCCUCUCAGAUGCUGAAGGCCACAACAAGCUCCACAGGCACUGUGUCCGAUCUUGCUCCAGGUCAGAUGGGAAUUGAUGACAUGAAGUUGUUGGAACAGAAAGCACAGCAGCUUGCUGCAGAAGCCGAGCAGGACAAACCCAAGCCCAAAGAGAAGAUUCUCUUUGUCAGGAGUGACACCUCUCGCAGUGAAUUGGCUGAGCUUACCAAACAAGCUAAUCCUGAUGAGAUCGACAUUGAUGAUGAUGACGAUGAAGAUGAUGACCAAGGACCGGAUGAGGUGCAGCUUGAACAGAAGAGCGUACCUGCAGCUGUGUUUGGAGGGCUUAAAGAUGACUGAAAGAUGCUCUUGCCUACUGAAAGAUACUGUCUUUUGAUUUCUCUUGUAGUCAUUGAUUAGGAUUUAUUUUAAACUUUUGUAAAAGUUCUGUCAUAUUCACCUUAUUUCAAUCGCAUGUUAUGAGUGAAAAUUGUUCAUAAUGGCAGCAUCUGUGCCUUAGCUGCAUUUUCCUUCUGGGUUUUUGUACUUUAGUCUACAAAGAGAUGAACAAACCUGUAUCAAUUUUGGCCACAUGGUGUCAGCAUGACACUCAAGAUAGUACUUCAGCAUUUUUGUGUUGAAAUAAAAUACUAAUAAUGUGGUUUCAUGAUAACUAUAA
Molecule: messenger RNA, 3019 nt
Organism: Monopterus albus (swamp eel)
Lineage: Eukaryota; Metazoa; Chordata; Actinopteri; Synbranchiformes; Synbranchidae
Gene: xab2
Product: XPA binding protein 2
Exons: 19
Coding region: 154-2700 (848 amino acids)
Biological process (GO): generation of catalytic spliceosome for first transesterification step; mRNA splicing, via spliceosome
Cellular component (GO): post-mRNA release spliceosomal complex; Prp19 complex; U2-type catalytic step 2 spliceosome
Molecular function (GO): protein binding
Source: RefSeq, a predicted model, not a curated record